This is a messenger RNA of Zasmidium cellare ATCC 36951, 1020 nucleotides long. Its product is annotated as glycoside hydrolase family 28 protein. Bases 1 to 1020 code for a protein of 339 amino acids. The transcript is spliced from 2 exons. Gene Ontology annotation, molecular function: polygalacturonase activity. Gene Ontology annotation, biological process: carbohydrate metabolic process. NCBI's taxonomy places the organism in Eukaryota, Fungi, Ascomycota, Dothideomycetes, Mycosphaerellales, Mycosphaerellaceae. The record is from RefSeq and is a predicted model, not a curated record.
AUGGAAACAUUCGUCAAAAUAUCUGGAGCCAAUGGGCUGGCGAUUCAGCUGGACGGUAUAAUCACUCGCACUGGGACUGACGGAAGCAACAUGCUUUCGGUGAAGCACAGUAGCGACUUUGAGUUGCUCUCCUCCACUGGAAAUGGAGCGAUCCAAGGCAACGGUUAUGAGUAUCAUGCCAAAGGGAGCAUGAGCGGUCCCCGGAUCCUGAGGCUCACAGAUGUCUCGGACUUUUCAGUCUUCAACCUGGCGAUUCGAGGAGGCAAUUCAGGCGGUCUUGAUGGUAUUGACGUCUGGAGCGACAACAUCUUCAUCCACGAUGUCAUGGUCACCAACAAGGACGAAUGCGUUACCGUGAAGUCCCCGGCCUCCCACAUCCAAGUCGAGAACAUCUACUGCAAUUGGUCUGGAGGUUCUGCCAUCGGCUCUCUCUCAACGGGCACCAACAUCAGCAACAUCUUGUACCGCAAUGUGUACACAUGGAAGUCCAACCAGAUGAUGAUGAUCAAGUCCAACGGUGGUGAUGGCUUGGUGGAGAAUGUGGUCUUCGACAACUUCAUCGGCCGCGUAAAUGCAUACUCUCUGGACAUCGACCAAUACUGGGCUUCUCAAGACACAGCGGACAGGGACGGCGUGCAGCUGAGCAACAUCACCACCUCGAACUGGCACGGGACAGAGGCCGACGGUUCUGAGCGUGGACCGAUCAAGGUGGUGUGUGCAGAUGGAGCACCCUGCGCCGGCAUUACCAUCUCUAACUUCGCUAUGUGGACAGAAGCCGGCUCUUCACAGUUCUACACCUGCCGAAGCGCCUACGGAUCUGGGUUCUGCCUCAAAGAUGGGAGUGGCAGCUCAUCCUACGACGCCGUCACCACCACCGUCUCCGCUGCGCCGUCCGGAUAUUCGGCUGCUACUAUGAAGGAAGACCUGAGCACUGCGUUUGGGAUCACUGCUAGCAUUCCGAUCCCUACCCAUCCUGCAAGCUACUUCCCCGACACCGCGCCGAUCAGUGCUGCGCCUUGA